Xylona heveae TC161 is the source of this 3441-nucleotide messenger RNA. RefSeq names its product initiation factor 2. NCBI's taxonomy places the organism in Eukaryota, Fungi, Ascomycota, Xylonomycetes, Xylonales, Xylonaceae. Gene Ontology annotation, molecular function: GTP binding; translation initiation factor activity; GTPase activity. Bases 152 to 3235 code for a protein of 1027 amino acids. Gene Ontology annotation, biological process: translational initiation. The transcript has 3 exons. The record is from RefSeq and is a predicted model, not a curated record.
UGUGUCGCUGAGCACACAUUCAUCUGUUCAACAUUUACAGCUUCUCUCUCUUAGCUGGAAAAUAUAUGGCUUGAUUCAGUGGGCCUGGAAUAUACUCCGCCUUAGUCAAUUGCCUGCUGGGGAGCAGUAAGCCGCGUUGUGGGUAUUCAUCAUGAAAGCGCAAAGAGCGUUAUGGCAGAAAUCUACCCGGCAGCACCUAUGCGUAUUCUGCGCGAAUCGCAUUUCAACUAAUGGCUCUUCUGCUGCAAACGCGACUACCGCUACGCCUGGAUAUUUCGCGCGCUCGACUCCGUCUCAAUGGCACAAUCAGAGAAGACACUUGUCUGCGUCUUCGGCGGCCCGCCAACAGGACUCAUCUGAACAGUCCGGAGGAUGGGGAGGUAUGGGAGGCUUUGGAAAUAAGCAGUCGGGUGGAUGGGGAAACUCGUUCAGCAGUGGUCUGUCUGCGGAAGAAGAGCGUGAGCGACAAGCUCUGCGAGAACGUAUAGCCAAGCAGAAUGAAGCAUCGGAGCAGACACAAUCCUCGGCACGUCCUCCACACCGCCCCGGGCAGCAUCACGCAUUCAGCGGCAAAGGUGCAUACAGAAAAGGCGCGUCUCUUUCGCCAGAGGAGGAACAAGAACGAGAAGCGCUUCUAAACAAGAAACCUUACAAUAAGCGUGGCGAUCGUCAGUCGCGCGGCGACAAGUACCAGAGGGAUCACUCCAAACAGGAUAGCGAUACGAAUAUUAAGGGUCAAAGAGGCCGUUUCCAGUCGGAGAAGAAGUCUCGUCCGAUCAGAAUCGGCGAAGAUCGCGAUCGGUCUUCAGCGGUUGGAGAUGAUGUUAGCUCCCAUUGGAAGCACCUCAAUCGGCGUUCUUCGGCAGCUACAGACAAAGGCCGCCCCUCUGGGGCUUUGGCUCUUGAUCACUUGGAGCAGUUCGAGGUUCAGCGUCACCAAAGAGAAAAGGUAAGCCGACGUGGCAAGUUUGUGGGAUUCACAAAGAAGAGCGAAGAUGCUGGCCUUGCGACUGAAGGGAUCGGGGGUGCUUCUUACAUUGAGGAGCAGCCAGAAGUCGACGAGCCCCUAGCCAGAGGAAACGCCGUACGCGAAGGACUGCGUGGUUAUGAGAGCAGGGAGGUUGAAGCUCGUCGGGAGCGGGAACGCCGACGCGCGGAAAAGUUUGCAAAAGACUCGAAGCCCAAGUCUUCAGCGGUCGAAGAGGAGAGCAACCGUCGCCGCGGUAAGGGCAAGUCGAAGAAUCGCGAAUUUAUCGUUAAUGAAGAGGACUGGCAGGAUGAAGUCGGUGAAGAGGAAGAGUACGCUCCGAAAGGUGAACGCAAAAAGCAAAAGAAGAAGGAGAAGCAAGCCCAUAAGGCGGCACAAAAAGCCGUAGCUGAACCCACACCGAUUAUGCUGCCGGAAUAUAUUACUGUGGGCAACCUGGCACAGGCUUUUAGAGUUAGACUCGCCGAGUUUGUGUCGAAAAUGCAAGAGCUUGGCUUCGAGGAUACACAGCACGAUCACAUUCUCAAUGCCGAAACUGCGGGUCUCAUCGCCAUGGAAUACAACUAUGAGCCUAUUAUCGACCGUGGAGAAGAAGAGGACCUGCAAGCCCGACCUCCGGCUGAGGACAAGUCUCUCCUCCCACAGCGCCCUCCUGUCGUGACAAUCAUGGGCCACGUCGAUCAUGGCAAAACAACCCUCCUGGACUGGCUGCGCAAGUCGUCCGUUGCGGCUUCUGAGCACGGCGGCAUCACACAACACAUUGGCGCAUUUUCCGUCCCUAUGCCGUCCGGUAAACUCAUCACUUUCCUCGAUACUCCCGGCCACGCUGCGUUCCUCAGCAUGCGCCAACGUGGCGCCAACGUCACAGAUAUCGUCAUUCUGGUUGUCGCUGCCGACGAUAGCGUCAAGCCCCAGACUAUUGAAGCCAUCAAGCACGCCAAAUCCGCCGGCGUGCCCAUCAUAGUCGCCAUCAACAAGAUUGACAAGGAAGACGCGCACAUUGAGCGCGUCAAGCAAGAUCUUGCCCGACACGGCGUGGAAGUUGAAGACUUUGGCGGCGACACACAAGUUGUGUGCGUCAGCGGCAAGACAGGCCAGGGCAUGCCGGAGCUCGAAGAAGCCGCCAUCACGCUCUCCGAAAUCCUCGACAUGCGAGCCGAAACCGACGGCCAAGUCGAAGGUUGGGUCCUCGAAGCCACGACCAAGAAGGCAGGCCGUGUUGCCACUGUUCUAGUUCGCCGCGGUACCUUGCAUGCCGGAGAUAUUAUCGUUGCCGGUCAAACCUGGGCCCGUGUUCGCUCGCUUCGCAAUGAAGCGGGUGUGGAAGUCCAGGCCGCCGGACCAGGAACUCCUGUCGAAGUCGACGGAUGGCGCGAGCAGCCCGUGGCUGGCGACGAGGUUCUUCAAGCACCCGACGAACAAAAGGCCAAAAGCGUAAUCGACUUUCGUCUUGAGAAACAAGAACGCCUUAAGAUGGCCGAAGACAUGGAGGUGAUCAACGACCAGCGCAAAGUCGAGCAAGAAAAGCGCGAGCGUGAGAAACUCCUCGCUUCCGGCGUGCAAGAUGGUGAUGCCGCGGCAGCGCUCGACGCCGCUGCGCGCUCGAGCAGUAGCGGUGGUAUCAAAGAAGUCUUCUUCAUCGUCAAAGGCGACGUCAGCGGCUCCGUCGAAGCAGUCAUCAAUUCCGUCGCCGCUCUGGGCAACCAAGAAGUCCGCGCACACAUUCUCCGCUCCGCCGUUGGUCCUGUCAGCGAAUUCGACAUUGACCACGCCGCCGUCGCAAAGGGACAUGUCGUUUCGUUCAAUCUCCCCAUUGACCCCCACAUUUCGCGCAAGGCCGAAGCCGCCGGUGUCAAGAUUCUCGAUCACAAUAUCAUUUACCGUCUCGUCGACGACAUCACAAGCAUCUUGUCUGAGCACCUUGCUCCCAGCGUCACGCAGCGUGUGCUCGGUGAAGCAGAGGUGGCGCAGGUCUUUGAUAUCAAUGUCAAGAGCAGAAUCACCAAGCCUUUUGCCGGAUGUAAAGUCCGCAACGGAGUUGUCGCGCGAAACGCCAAGAUUCGUGUUCUCAGGAACAAGGAAGUUAUUUUUGAUGGAUCACUAGCGUCUCUGAAAAACGUCAAAAAGGACGUCACCGAGAUGCGCAAGGGCAGCGAAUGCGGCAUGGGAUUCGAAAACUGGGACGACUUCCAAGUCGGCGAUCUCGUCCAGGCCUACGAAGAGAAGAUUGAAAAGCGGUACUUGUGAAGAAGCACCAAUGCAUCCCGCAUUAAAGUUCAUGAUCAGUGUAUAUCCAUUUCUUUUCUCCCCAUUCUCUUAUAUAGCCGUUUGACAUAUCAUGUAAAUACGCAUACAUGUAAAAAUGCAUACCAUUAAUACUGGAUAUGCACUACUGGAUGUAUUAUAUUAGGCAUUACUAUUAGCUACCUACCUAAUAUUCAAGGCGUCGAGGG